ACACACAAACGUCCCCAAUUGUACCAGUCUGGGUUUCAUCCGUUAAACAGCCGGAUCAAGAAGUUCUAGUCUACGCGCUCUUAGACACGCAGAGCGAUACAACCUUCAUCCUAGACGAAGUGGCCCAUGAGCUCAACACAAACAAGGAAAGUGUCAGCUUGCGUCUGUCCACGAUGUCUUCAAGGUCAACAGUCAUACCAUGCCAUAAACUGACAAGUCUACAAGUGAGAGGAUACAACUUAGAGAAAAGGAUUCCGCUGCCACCACUUUUUACACGAGAGUUUAUUCCUGCAGACAGAUCGCAUAUUCCAACCACUGAAACAGCUCUAAAAUUGCCUCAUCUGAAGCAAUUAGCGGACAAGAUUCCACCACCACUGGACUGUGAAGUAGGUCUGCUGAUAGGCUAUAAUUGUCAUCAAGCCCUUCUUCCAAGAGAGAUUCUGUGUGGUGAAGAAAAUCUUCCAUACGCACAGAGAACCGAUCUCGGCUGGAGCAUUGUCGGCUGUUUGAAUCCAGCAAGUGACUACAGCGACGCAAUAGGAUUCAGUCACAGAAUCAUAGUGCGACAAGUGACACCUGCCGUGCAACCAUCCGUGGAGCUGAAGAAAGAAGUACACUUUGUCUGCAAAACUCAAGUCAAAGAGAUCAACUCAACAGACAUAAUCAAGGUCCUUGAAUCUGACUUCACAGAUCACACUACAGAUGAUAACCCAGUUUCUCAGGAAGACCUUCUCUUCUUGCUUAAGGCGAAAGAAGGCAUAAGGCAGAAGGAAGACGGCCAUUAUGAGCUCCCGCUUCCUUUCAAGACUGACAAACCAAAUCUACCAGACAAUAAACAAUGUGCAGUUCAUAGGCUCAUCUCAUUAGGGCGACGACUGAGGAAAAAUAAGCAGUACUAUGAGGAUUAUGUCAGUUUCAUGAACGACAUUAUAACUCGAGGAGAUGCGGAGAAGGUCCCACAACCCGAUCUCAAAAACCAACCAGCAUGGUACAUUCCACACCACGGAGUUUACCACCCCCACAAACCAGGGAAGAUUUGUGUGGUUUUUGACUGUUCUGCACGCUACCAAGAAACUUCCCUAAACGAUCAUCUCUUGACCGGGCCAGACUUGACUAACACAUUGGUCGGAGUGUUAUGUCGAUUUAGAAAGGGUCCAGUUGCCAUAAUGUGUGACGUUGAGAAGAUGUUUCACCAGUUUCACGUUGCAAAGGAACAUCAAGACUACCUACGGUUUCUCUGGUGGGACAAAGGUGAUCUGGACUCCAAUCCGUCAGUGUACAGAAUGAGAGUGCACCUGUUUGGGGCAGCGUCUUCCCCUGGCUGUUCCAACUUCGGACUUAAGCAUCUGGCAUCGCAGGGUCGUGGAAGAUUCAGCGAAGAGUCCAUUAAGUUCAUCCAGAGAAGCUUUUACGUCGAUGAUGGCCUAAUAAGUGUAUGGUCAUCUGCCGAAGCCAUGCACCUGGUGGAGGAGUCAAGAGCCUUAUGCAGAACAGGAAACCUCCGGCUACACAAGUUUGUGUCAAAUGACAAAGAAGUCAUUGCUGCAAUACCACUUCCAGAACGUGCCCAAGCCAAAGAUCUAGACAUGGCACUAGGAGAUCUUCACAUUGAGCGAGCACUCGGAGUUCAGUGGUGCGUUGAAGCUGAUGAAUUCCAAUUUAGGGUCGUAGUCAAAGAAAAUCCACUGACAAGGAGAGGGGUUCUCGCUACUGUCGCCUCAGUCUAUGAUCCGUUGGGGUUUGUGGCUCCUUUCAUACUAGUCGGCAAACAGAUCCUUCAAACGUUAUGCAGAGACAAAGUAGGCUGGGACGAAGAUCUCCCAGAGCACAUUUUUCCACGAUGGGAGUCAUGGCUCAAGGAUUUGCCUCACCUCGCAGCUCUAAAGAUUCCAAGAAGCUACAUUCCAUCCAGCUUUGGCAAGGUUAAGCAAUAUGAGCUGCACAACUUUUCAGAUGCAAGUCUCAAUGGAUAUGGUGCAUGCUCAUAUCUUCGAGCCAUAAGUGAAACAGGACAAAUUAGUUGUUCACUCGUUGUGGGGAAGGCAAGAGUAGCCCCUACCAAGCAAACAACUAUCCCAAGACUUGAAUUGUCGUCAGCUGUGACUUCGGUCCGAAAUGGUGACCUCGCCAAAAGGGAGCUUGAGAUUGAAAACCUGCAAGAGUGUUACUGGACAGACUCAAAGGUGGUCCUCGGCUAUGUGAACAACGACGCCAAGAGAUUUCACACUUUUGUAGCAAACCGGAUCCAACGUAUAAAAUCAAGCACAAAUCCUGAACAAUGGCGACAUGUCAGUUCUGAAAAUAACCCAGCCGACAGCGCCUCAAGAGGACUGAGUGCAGUUCAGCUGAAAGAGUCUAACUGGCUGAAAGGACCCAAUUUUCUUUGGCAGCCAAGUCUUCCACGUGAAAGGCAAAUGGUGGGAGAAGUAGAAGCAACUGACCCCGAGCUUCGCAAAACCCAUGUCCACACAGUCAGGACGGAAGAAGUAAAGUCAAUAGCAAACCACUUCAAUAAGUUCUCCGACUGGUCAAGAGCAGUGAGAGCUGUCGCCAGGCUCCAGAGAUUUGUCAGAGAAUUUAAGGGACUUCAGUCAAGAACAAAUGAAGCAACCAGUCUUGAAGAAAGAAAAGAAGCGGAAAUCUUCAUUAUCAGGCUGGUGCAAGAAGAAAACUUUGCCAAAGACCUUCACAAAAUCAAAUCUCAGAAAGUAUCCACCCUGAACAAACGCAACAAGUUGCACCAAUUAAAUGCCUUCUUGGACAGGAAAAAUGUCCUCAGGAAGAGAUGCAGCCAGCGCCUGAGAAACACGGGCGGAAUCAGAGAGGAGAGAGAAAUCAAUUACUGCCUUUGCCUCUGCCUAAAACAAGCCAUGUCGGAGACCUUCUACAAAAGGAGGACAAGAGGGGCCGGUGGCCCCUCAGACUCCCAAACCUCAGGAGACGGGGUGGAGAGCAUCCUAGAGGAGACGUGUCACAAAUCGCUGCUUCCAUCCACGCGCCAGGGACAGUGUGCCCAUCAGCUUGGCAUGAUUAUGGCCAUGAGAGAGGCUCUGAUUGUGGGAUGCUGGAGCGUGAAGCCACAGGAGGGGAACAUAGUGGGACGUGGCUGGGCCAGAGAGGAGGGAUGGAAGAAUGGAUGGGAAGCCCAGCUGGCGGCUGCUUCUAAUUGGGCUGAGCAGGUUUUCAUGGCUGACCAGACCCAUAUGCAGUGCGGAUCUAAAGAGAGAGAGGGCCACAAGCAAAGUAGCAGGGCAGGCCAAGCUGUAGGGGUGGAAGAGGGGGGUGUUAAACGGGCGAGAGGCUGGUCACACUCCAGCAGUCCCAGAGUCUUUUUUGUGACAGGGGGCAGAAAGGGCCAGCUGUCAUCCCCUGACAGGAACAUGCACACCCCUCCAUGU
Etheostoma spectabile (orangethroat darter) is the source of this 3398-nucleotide messenger RNA. RefSeq lists its product as uncharacterized. The record is from RefSeq and is a predicted model, not a curated record. NCBI's taxonomy places the organism in Eukaryota, Metazoa, Chordata, Actinopteri, Perciformes, Percidae. Gene Ontology annotation, molecular function: nucleic acid binding; zinc ion binding.